AUGGGCAACACGCUAUCGGCAUACGGCCAGACCUCCCACGAGGUUGACCUGGGUCCCAAGGGAAAGAUCCAAGGAAUUCAAUACGACAAUAAAGCUCGACGGUAUGCAGGCAUCCCCUACGCGUUACCCCCAGUCGGCCCACAUCGCUGGCGAAAGCCUCGCCCAUUGCCAGCGGCGUACAGCUACUCUCAGCCAGAUGGAACAGCAUUCGACGGAUCCACCUUCCGUCCAGUCUGUCCCCAAGAAGCAUUUGCAGGCGGGGCAGAGAAAGACAUAGGUCCAGAUACGUACAGCGAAGACUGUCUAUUACUCAACAUUUGGACCCCUGUCGAGGAUCCUGAGAACCCUGACAAGAAAUGGCCAGUCGUGCUUUGGUUGCAUGGAGGCUGGUUUCAGUUGGGCGAACCCCUCCAAGAAGUGGGUAUGGACCCCACGGAGAUGAUCUCCACCGGGAAACUGAACGCCAUUGUGAUUGGAAUCGGCUACCGUCUCAACAUCUUUGGUUUUCUGGCUGGGGAAGCGCUAUUGGAAGAUAGCCAUGGAGAAAGUGCCGGUAAUUUCGGUCUGUGGGACCAGCGGUUGGCUAUGGAAUGGAUUUACGAGAAUAUUGCGGCCUUUAACGGUGAUGUGAACAACAUUACCUUGGGUGGAAGGAGUGCUGGUGCAUAUGGUGUGCAUGCGCAAGUACUCCAUGAAUUCCAGGUCGGAUCGCAGCGCCAGCUCUUUCACCGAUUUUAUAUGUACUCGAAUGCCAUUCCGGCACAACCCAAGGCACUUGCAGAUGUUAAUCCUCAAUUUGAGGAGCUCUGUGGCUACUUCAAUGUCCCGACUGAUCUAUCCGGUCCUCAGAAAGUUGAUAAACUUCGUGAAAUCGGUCACGAGGACCUGGUCGCAGCCAUAAAACACCUCAAGAAUCACACCUUCCGCCCUGUGACCGAUGAACUGUUCGUUUUCCCCGGCUUCACUGAAUACCACCGAAGUGGUGCAUUCGCUGAGCAAUUCCGGAAACGACGUCUCCGCGUCCUCAUUGGAGAAGUCCUCAAUGAAGAAACACUCUAUGCGACGUAUAACAGCCCCGAACCUAAUCUCGAUUCUCUGCGUUUGCAGUUAUCGAACUACUAUGCCCCCGGAACCACCGAUCGCAUUCUGAAAUCAUACACCUUACCUUCAACUACUGACGCAGAAGAAUGGAAGAAUGUCUACGGAAAUAUCAUUGCAGAUGGCCAAGUCCGAGCACCGUCUCGCUGGCUGGUCAAUUCACUGUUCAGCCAUGGGAUUCCUCUACGGGAUAUCUGGCGGUACCGGAUUGCAUACAGGUUAUCCUUUAUCACGGAUAAGGUUGCGCCACGGGCCUUUGGUGUAUCUCAUGCCAUGGAUAAGCCAUUCUGGAACUUUUCCAUCCUUCAUGGUCCGACGAAUGAGGAGAGAGAACUCAUGGAAGGAUGGAUUCAAUCAUUUGUGGCAUUUGUCAAUGAUGAUUCGGAGUACGAUUUCGGUACCAAUGAGAUUGACGAGAUGAAAGUCGCUACUUCUGGGGGCAAGAUUGAGAUUCAAGAAGACCAGCGAUGGGGCGAGCUAGUUAAGCUGGGAGAGAUCUUUGCCAGUGAUGCUUAA
Molecule: messenger RNA, 1614 nt
Organism: Penicillium longicatenatum
Lineage: Eukaryota; Fungi; Ascomycota; Eurotiomycetes; Eurotiales; Aspergillaceae
Product: alpha/beta-hydrolase
Exons: 2
Coding region: 1-1614 (537 amino acids)
Source: RefSeq, a predicted model, not a curated record